UGCUUAACUGAGCAUUUAUUUUUAAUAUAUUGGACUACCAUAUUCGGUCUCUAGUCUUUGUAUCUGUGGCUACUGUGUGUAUAAUCUUCUGCCACAUUUUGUUAUGUGGUUAUCGGACUUCGAACUGAAUGCUGUACGCAUAUUUUCUAUUUUGAAUAACAAACAAGUAUUGUCCUGAUUGUUCUUUUUUCCUGAAGAAAGUAAUGGUAUUUCUUUUCUAAUGUGGACUUCAUACGUUUUCAUUAGGCAUUGCACAUUUGGAAAACUGGAAAACAUCUUAUAAAAAUUCUUUUUAGUAGUUUUAACAGCACCACUGAAAGUUUCCUACCUAAAUUUUAUUUGAAGGAAAAGGAUUUGUACUUCAAUUCGAAUGAUGCAUACUCUUCUGUAAUAAAGAGCCUGCUUGGUUUAGUACCAAUGUUGGCAUGCCAAAAUCUAGGCAUUCCAAUUUUUUCUACCAAAAUAUCAGAAUUGAACUUAAUUUGGUGGGCAGUGUUUUUGGCUUUCAACCAAACAAGUGCCAAAACUUAUUGGCUUGCUAACAUUUUGGCAAUGCCAACAUUUUGGAAGCGAACCAAUCAGGCCAAAAAUCUUGGUUGCAAAUGACAAUGUUAUUAGAUGUAUAUGCUGUAUUUGCUUUGUAUAAGUCAUGUACCUGAUUUACUUGUACCUCAAGCCAUACGGCCUAUAUAUAUAAAGGUCACCCCCCCCCCUCCUAGGGUGUGUGGUGUUUGCCCAACUCUCUACAUGGUAUCACGAGACCGGGCCCUACCCUAGCCCUGGCCGUGCGCCUCAUCCCCCUUCUGCUGCCCUAGGUGUGCUGCUCCCUGCCGUGGGCCUGACCUCCCCCCUCCAUAGCAGAUCCAAUCUGCUCCGGCGUGCAAAUCCCUGCACGUCGUCCACCACACCACCGGCGCCUCCUCCCUAUAGGUCGCGCCAUCCCCUCCUCCUUCUCCUCCCUGGUUGAUGUCCUCCUCCAUCACGGACAGUGCAUCCUCCCCUAGCACCACCAACAUGGGAGAUGCCAUCAUCCCCUUUGCCACCGUCAACGUCAAGUCCCACGUCCCUGUGACACUGGAACUUCGCGCCGGCAACUACACCAAGUGGAGCACCUACUUCAAGGCCAUGUGCGGCAAGUUUGGACUCAAGCACAUCGACGGGACAGCAGCUCCUGCCGCCCCUGAUGACACCUGAAUCCAAACUGACUGCUGCGUCCGCAGCUGGCUAUACGGCUCCGUCUCUGAAUCUGUGCUAGACUUCGCCAUGGCACCGGAUCAGACGGCGCGCCAGCUCUGGGUCGCCAUGGAUGCCCACUUCACGGCGAACAGGGCUCCGCGCUGCAUCUACCUCAGCCAUGAAUUCCACAACAUCAACCAAGGCGACCUCUCUGUUGAAGAUUACGGCCAGAAGGUCAAGCAGGCUGCUGAUCGCCUUCGCGAUGCUGGGGAACAAGUCGCAGAGAGCACCCUCGUCCUCAACCUCCUGCGUGGCGCCAACCCCAAGUUCAGCACCACCUGCGACUUCAUCGCCGGCACGCCCGGCAUGACCUUCGCCACGGCCCUCGACCAGCUCGCCCUGAAGGAGCUCCGCCUCGCGCACGGAGCCUCCGUCACCGCCAACACUGCCCUGGUCGCAUCGCCCUCCUCUACUGGUUGUGGCUCUGCCUGCCGCCUCUCCUCGGCGCCCUCCGGCGUGCCACAGCAGCAGCAGCGCCGCCACAGGAAGAAGCGCAACGGCGGCGGCGGACAGCAAGGCGGCGGCGGGGGCGGACAGCAAGGCGGCGGCAGCGGCGGCUACCAGCAGGGCGGCCAGGCCGCGCGCCCCCCCUACCCGACCGGCCCGUGGUUCUGUUUCAAUCCAUGGGCCGCCCAGUCGGGAGGACAGGCGGGCGUUUGGGCCGGCCAGGGAGCUGGCUACCGUGGAGGCCCAUCCACCACGGGCGGGUGGAGCGGACAGGGUUUGCUGGGCCCUACGCCACAGCAGGCCCACACCGCCUUCGCCCCAUCUCAGCUCUCCCAGGCUCCUGCGCCUUCCUGGGACCAGGCAGGCCUCGUCGCCGCUCUCCAACAGAUGUCUCUCCAAGGCUCGUCUCCGUGGGUCAUGGACACCGGCGCCACCACCCACAUGCACUCCUCUGAAGCCACAACAUUAACCGGGCUUCAUUUUGUGGCUACAACCUUGAUGACAAUCGUGUUUCGGUGGUUAGGCCUGAGCCAGCCCUCCCAGUUACCGGUAGCGGAUCUGAUUAAAUUUGUGAUAUUUUCAAACUUGUCAAUUGUUGGGAUGAACGUGAGCUUGAUGUGGAACUCUGUGGGCUUUUAUCAGAUAGCAAAGCUGUGCAUGAUACCUGCUUCAUGUCUUCUGGAGAUUGUCUUUGAUCAUGUACAUUAUUCCCGCGACACAAAGCUGAGCAUAAUGGUUGUGCUUAUAGGAGUUGCAGUCUGCACGGUUACUGAUGUCAGUGUGAAUGCAAGAGGUCUAAUUGCGUCUGUUAUAGCUGUUUGGAGCACAGCCUUGCAACAAUAUUAUGUUCAUUUUCUUCAAAGGAAGUACUCUCUGAACUCGUUCAACCUCCUGGGCCACACUGCUCCAGCCCAAGCAGGGUCCCUCCUGCUACUGGGACCAUUUAUGGAUUACUUGUUGACAGGCAAAAGGGUGGAUCACUUCAAUUUCUCAUCUCUUGCUCUGUUUUUCCUCACACUCUCAUGCUUCAUCGCCAUUGGGGUUAAUUUGAGCCAAUUCAUCUGCAUCGGGCGGUUCUCUGCUGUGUCGUUCCAAGUGCUGGGCCACAUGAAGACUGUGCUUGUUCUGUCCCUUGGGUUUGUCUUCUUUGGCAAGGAGGGCCUGAAUCUUCAGGUAGUCCUCGGGAUGGUCCUCGCUGUUCUCGGAAUGAUCUGGUACGGUAACGCGUCGGCUAAACCAGGAGGCAAAGAAAGGCGCAGCAUCCUACCAGUGAGAUCUGGGAGUCUCAAGGGAAGUUCAGAAGAAACGGAUGGUGCUGAGAAAUAGUCUUUGCUACUACCAGACUCCAAAUGAGAUGGGUACAGGGAAAUUUUCUGUGAGAUUAAAUUUCUGGUGAUGCGUGUAUCACAAAAAUAGAAACUCUGGCUUUACAUAGUAUGUUUACUGCACAGGGUAAACUACCCUUCCUGUCUAGAAACUUGGGAUUGUUAUAGUUACAGGUAUACAGUAGUGACACUUUAAUUUCUGUCUGUGGAUCAUUGGUACGGUAGCCAGGCGAAUGUCACAUGUAUUACGAGGCUUGCUUGAAGACAGUUUAACCCAAUAUAGUCUUUUUUAUCUUUUUUGGAAAA
Panicum virgatum (switchgrass) is the source of this 3314-nucleotide messenger RNA. RefSeq names its product UDP-rhamnose/UDP-galactose transporter 4-like. The transcript has 5 exons. Gene Ontology annotation, cellular component: Golgi apparatus. NCBI's taxonomy places the organism in Eukaryota, Viridiplantae, Streptophyta, Magnoliopsida, Poales, Poaceae. The record is from RefSeq and is a predicted model, not a curated record. Bases 1264 to 3009 code for a protein of 581 amino acids. Gene Ontology annotation, molecular function: antiporter activity; UDP-galactose transmembrane transporter activity.